Messenger RNA from Hydractinia symbiolongicarpus, 2901 nucleotides. Its product is annotated as solute carrier family 2, facilitated glucose transporter member 3-like. NCBI's taxonomy places the organism in Eukaryota, Metazoa, Cnidaria, Hydrozoa, Anthoathecata, Hydractiniidae. The record is from RefSeq and is a predicted model, not a curated record. Gene Ontology annotation, cellular component: membrane. The transcript is spliced from 13 exons. Gene Ontology annotation, molecular function: hexose transmembrane transporter activity. Bases 857 to 2347 code for a protein of 496 amino acids. Gene Ontology annotation, biological process: monosaccharide transmembrane transport.
UAUUCGUAAAAAAACUUAAAAUGGUUCAUUUGUGAAAAAAGACAUAACUGAUUUGCAAAAAUUAACCUUCGUAAAAUGUAUUUUUUGGACCUUGAAGAAAGAAAGAAAGGAAAGAAAAUAUAUAAGAACUUUAUAUUCUUUGUUGACUUAACACUAUACACGACGAUAAUACUGCAUCAGCAUGGAGCCUGUACUAAAAUUUGAUAGGAGGAAAUUAAAGUUGUUGACAAAAAUCACUUCAGACAAGGACUCCUACAAAUAUUUAGAGAAGUGGCGUUACAUUUGUAAUAUUUCAAGAGUCAUUUUUGGUUCCGUUUACCCCUAGUGGACUCAUUACAGCCAGGCCGAAAUCUGUCCACAAGAGAUGUUGAAAUAAAGUUCUUUAACAAUUUUAAACAAUUUCAAUUUUUGAUAAUCCGCAAUAAUAAAUUUCUACAAAAUUAAUCCCGUGAAAUUGCAAAAUAUUCGCUUCAUUUUUUAAAUUUUUUUUCUAGAAUCCUGAAAUAUAGGUCCCAGCAUUAAAGAAAUUCAAUGUAAGGAAAGCUCUAAAAAUAUAUAAUUUGCCUUAAUAACGAAUCAAAGUUUAUAGUUUGACAUAAAGGGAGGCAGAACAAAAGAGCCUCGUUUUUUGUGGUUUACAAAAUCAUAAGGAGUAAUUUGUGAAUGAUUUAAUUAGUCAUCUUAACACGAGGUUCCGUGAAACACAUAGAGAGUUCUAGCAAUAGCUUAAUUACAGUUUUAUCAGUAGAUCUUCUUCUAUGCUAUCUAAAAAAUAGUAUAAAUGUUAUUGAUUUUAUUGCAGAGCUCAUGUAUAUGCUGUUUUCCCAAGCUAUUAUGUAUUUGAGUUUUAAAAAUUAUGUAUGAACUUCUGCAAGCCGACUUUGAUGACGAUGACACUUCAACGAAAAACAACUUCAAAGGAAGGAAUAGGACAGGCUCAAACUUGAAAUCAUGUCUUUGCGCAUUAGUUAUUAGUUCUGGUAUGCUUCAAUUUGGAUUUAAUUUAGCCAGUGUGAACAAUGUUAAUCUUGUGGUCAAGGAUUUCUUCAAAGAUGUUGAUCAUUUUGAAAGUUUUAUAUGGCCCAUGGCCGUUGCUAUCUUUGCCAUUGGUGGAAUGAUUGGAUCUUAUUUUGGUUCGCAUGCUGCCAAAAGAUUUGGACGGAAAUAUUCGUUGCUGAUAAAUAAUUCUUUGGUGAUAUGUGGCGGCAUACUUCUCUUCUGUAGCAAAGAAGCUAACUCUGUUGCAUUGUUGAUUAUUGGUAGAAUUCUUGUCGGUUUAAAUGCUGGUGUCAACACCACCAUCGCACCCAUGUAUCUUUCUGAAAUUGCUCCCGUUCAUUUACGUGGUGCUUUCGGCACUAUGAACCAAUUUGGUAUCGUUUCUGGAAUUUUGAUUGCUAAUAUACUCGGCCUACAGCAGUUGCUGGGAACGUCUUCAGGCUGGCCUGUUCUGUUUCUAAUUACGGCGAUAAUUGGUGCUUUGCAGCUUAUCUUUUUACCCUUCUGUCCUGAAAGUCCUCGCUACUUGCUUGCUAUUAAGAAAGACGAACACACGGCAACUAAGAAUUUAAUGUCGCUGCGUGGAACAGACGAUGUUUCUGAAGAAAUCGAAGAAAUAAGGGUGGAAGCAGCUCGCGAAUCUGAAAUAGAAAAAGUCGGCGUCAUCGAUCUGUUCUCCAAUUCCGAUUACCAUAAACCACUUCUUAUUAGCAUUGUCAUGCAGUUAUCCCAACAGCUGUCUGGUAUCGGAGGGAUCCUGUACUAUUCAACAGAAUUGUUUAAGAGUGUUGGUUUAGCGGAGAAGUACAGCCAAAUAGCCACCUGUGGUGUGGGUACUCUCAGUGUUAUCAUGACUAUCAUUGUGGUGUUUUUAGUGGAAAAGAGUGGUCGUCGUAUAUUGAUGCUGAUUGGUUUAGGUGGAAUGACUGUGUUGUUUGUCGUUAUCACCAUAGCAUUAAAAUACGCGGCUACAGAAAGAUGGGCGCAAGUUUUAAGCAUUGUGGCCACCUUGUUAAGUGUUGCAUUCUUUCAAAUUGGACCAGGACCUAUACCUUGGUUUAUCGUUGCUGAGCUGUUUACUCAGUCCAGCAUAUCUGCUGCUGUCAGUAUAGCUGGUCCAACUAACUGGCUUGGUAAUUUUGUGGUGGGUCUCCUAUUUCCAAUUAUCAAGAAAAACAUUCAUCCGUACACGUUUCUACCGUUUAUAGUUUUGUUAAUAAUUUUCUUCAUUUUCACAUCCUUCGUUGUUCCAGAGACUAAAGGACUGACUGUAUCAGAAAUAAAUGAAAAACUUCGUGAUGAAGAGCCGAAAUUGUCACAAGAAAUACAGGGUUUGUUGGAUAAAUAAAAAUUUCGACACAGACAUGGGAUUUGCCCACUUAUACGAAAUCUAACGAAGACUAAAUGAGAUAUCACAGAGAAUGUACAUACGUGAAAUAUUUGCUAGAAAAUAGACAUCUAAGACUUUAAUAGAAAUCACAAAGUACGAGAUUUUUUACAUUAUAUUCAUUGUAUGUUACUUUAAAUCAAGAUGGUUUUUAGAUUUAGUUUGAAAUUUCGCGAGUUCAAGAAUGACAGAAAUGUGAAAAGUGUUGUCACCCCAAUUCGACCGAGUUUCUUUUACCCCUUCAUCGUUCUUACUUUUUGCUCGUGCAAACACCAGUCUGAUUGUUAUUAAAUUUUCGAUAAUCUGAGGACCGGAAUACAUACAAAGGACUAGUAUAUAAAUAAAUUUUUUAUAUAAUAAUAGAGAUAAAAGAUAUUAGUAUUAAUUUUUAUUAUAAAGAUAGUACUGAAACGUCUAAUACGUUACAAAAUCUGUUUCUCCGUUAAUACUACAAAGUAGAAUUCAUUGAAUUGUACAAUUCCGUGAAGCCAAAGAUAUAAUUUAAAAUGGAAAAA